This is a messenger RNA of Penicillium cinerascens, 303 nucleotides long. RefSeq lists its product as uncharacterized. Lineage: Eukaryota; Fungi; Ascomycota; Eurotiomycetes; Eurotiales; Aspergillaceae. The transcript has 2 exons. Bases 1 to 303 code for a protein of 100 amino acids. The record is from RefSeq and is a predicted model, not a curated record.
AUGGUCUACUACGCUUAUGCCAAAAACAGCAACGAUGAUUGGUCCUGGCGAUAUGUUAUCGUUGCACCAAGCCUGCAUACCCUAAACCAGUGGUACAACGCUGUUCAGGAUAAAGUCGCUGAUAACGUGCUUCAAAGGGUCGAUGAUGAUUUCUAUGUCUUUGACAGAAACAAGCUCAAUCUUGGAAGAAGCACCGCAGAUGGCCACGAAGCCCCACGGUUCAUGAACAAAAUUAUCUUCCAGUUGCUCUCUGACAAUGAGGGCAGAAAUCUUACUUCAUUCGUCAAUGCCACUAUUCAUUGA